CCACUCAAGGCGGACAGUGCCGCGGCCAUCCCACUCAAGACGGACAGUGCCGCGGCCAUCCCACUCAAGACGGACAGUGCCGCGGCCAUCCCACUCAAGACGGACAGUGCCGCGGCCAUCCCACUCAAGACGGACAGUGCCGCGGCCAUCCCACUCAAGACGGACAGUGCCGCGGCCAUCCCACUCAAGACGGACAGUGCCGCGGCCAUCCCACUUAAGACGGACAGUGGCGCGGCCAUCCCACUCAAGACAGACAGUGCCGCGGCCAUCCCACUCAAGACGGACAGUGCCGCGGCCAUCUCACUUAAGACGGACAGUGGCGCGGCCAUCCCACUUAAGACGGACAGUGGCGCGGCCAUCCCACUCAAGACGGACAGUGCCGCGGCCAUCCCACUUAAGACGGACAGUGCCGCGGCCAUCCCACUCAAGACGGACAGUGCCCCGGCCAUUCCACUGAAGAUGGACGGUGGCGCGGCCAUCCCACUCAAGACGGAUAGUGCCGCGGCCAUCCCACUCAAGACGGACAGUGCCGCGGCCAUCCCACUCAAGACGGACAGUGCCGCGGCCAUCCCACUUAAGACGGACAGUGGCGCGGCCAUCCCACUCAAGACGGACAGUGGCGCGGCCAUCCCACUCAAGACGGACAGUGCCAAGGCCAUCCCACUCAAGACGGACAGUGCCGCGGCCAUCCCACUCAAGACGGACAGUGCCAAGGCCAUCCCACUCAAGACGGACAGUGCCGCGGCCAUCCCACUUAACACGAACAGUGCCAAGGCCAUCCCACUCAAGACGGACAGUGCCCCGGCCAUUCCACUGAAGAUGGACGGUGGCGCGGCCAUCCCACUCAAGGAGGGCGGUGGUGCAGCUGUUUCCGGCAAGGAUGGUGGUGAUGCGGCUGUUCCCGGAAAGGAGGGCGGUGAUGCGGCUGUUCCCGGCAAGGAGGACGGUGGUGCGGCUGUUCCCGGCAAGGAGGACGGUGGUGCGGCUGUUCCCGGCAAGGAAGGCGGUGCAGCAGCUGUUCCCGGCAAGGAGGACGGUGAUGCGGCUGUUCCCGGCAAGAAGGACGGUGGUGCGGCUGUUCCCGGCAAGGAAGGCGGUGCAGCAGCUGUUCCCGGCAAGGAAGGCGGCGCUGCGGCUGUUCCCAGCAAGGAGGGCGGUGGUGCGGCUGUUCCCGGCAAGGAGGGCGGUGGUGCGGCUGUUCCCGGCAAGGAGGGUGGUGCAGCUAGGUCAAACUACACCCGAAAAUCUUGGACAAAGCCUAAGCGGAAACGUCUUGUAGUGCCAUACCCGCUUCCGGGGCAUGGUCGCUUCCCACGUCAUCCUGUUAAUGAAGGACAGUUUGCCUACCAACUUGACACGGGUAUGCUGGUCCGUCCACCGGCAUCCGGCAUCAGCAUCGUGUGUUGCAAAUUUAGCGAGGUAUUUCACAACAAGAAUGACAUCUCUGCCUAUGUGUCGUAUCGUGUGUCUGAUAGGGUGAUGUUCAGGCUAAAACACCACGAGACAGAUGGCAGAAACACUAUCAUUGUGCUCCACUGCCCAAACCCGCAGGUGGCACAGCAGCUGCGGAAGGAGAUUCAGAAUGGCAAUGCUGAAUGCCCCACACAGGUGUGGUGCUUUGGAUCCCUGGCUGAGGCACGGGGUGAACAUGUCAGACCACUGAGGGAUCUGCAGAGUUUAUAUCAGCACCACCUGCAGCAGAUAGAGGGAAGGGCGAUGCAGAUGCUGGCCUCUCACUAUGACAAGAUGGAUGAGGUGAAAGAGCAACUGGAAAAACUACGUCAGGGAAAAAGGAACCUAUCACUGGAGGAGUUUGCUGAGUGCCUCAAGUCCCUUAAGGCACUGGAAGACCGCCAUCAAGAGCUGGAAUUACAAAAGGGUGAGUUCCAGAGACACUUGGAGGGUGUCCUUACAAACCUGCAUAAUGCCAAGGACACACAGAAAUUAGAUGCUUUGGCCAUUGAGCUGAGGAAGGACAUGGCCACAGAGUGCAACAGAUUGGAUAAAGCCUUUCCGAUCUAUGCGCGAAGAAGGGACAUUGUCAAGACAGUGAAGAAGAAUCAGGUGUGCAUAGUCAUCGGCGAAACAGGGUCUGGCAAGAGCACCCAGAUGGCCCAAUUCUUCAUGCAGGAAGAUGUGGCGCGAGAAGGCUUGGUGGCAUGCACUCAGCCACGGAAGAUUGCUGCUACCAGCCUAGCGCAACAUGUGGCCAAUGAGAUGGGCUCGGAGGUGGGUGGCCUGGUGGGCUACAAGGUGGGCAUGCAUACCAAGAAAUCGGAAAGCACUAGGAUCCUUUACAUGACAGACCACGUGCUGCUCAACGAGUGUUUACAGGACCCUGCACUAUCACGCUACUCGUGCGUCAUCAUUGACGAGGCGCACGAGCGCAGCAUCUACACAGACCUACUGUUGGGUAUGCUGAGGUCCUGCCUGCAAACACGGCCUGAACUCCGCCUCGUCAUUACUUCUGCUACCAUAAAGCCUGACGUGUUUGUUCGCUACUUUGGCAAGUGUCCGGUGGUAAAGGUGUCAGGCCGCAUGUUUCCAGUGGAAGUGGAGUGGCAAGAAGUCCAGGAUGGCGUGGACAGCUUUGACAAGUACCAGGAAGUUGCUGUUCGCAAAGCGGUGGAGGUGCAUUGCCAAGAAGGGGAGGGCGAUGUGCUGGUGUUCGUCACCUCUCCUGCAGAGACAGAACGCUGUUGUCAGAUGUUCCGUAACCAGCUGGAGGGUCGCCAAGAGGACUAUGUUGUACAGCAGCUGCAUGGGCGGCUACAAAAUGAGGAACAGCAAGAGGUGUUCCAGCCGGCACCGGAAGGUCGGCGCAAGGUGGUAUUCGCCACCAACAGUGCUGAGACUUCUGUCACCAUCCCUGGUAUCAAAUUCGUCAUCGACACGGGCCUGGUCAAGGAGAUGAAGUACGACCCUAUGCGGGGGAUCAGCAGCCUUUCUGUCACUCUGAUCUCACAGAGUUCAGCACGCCAACGUCAAGGGCGCGCUGGCCGCCUUGGCCCCGGCAAGUGUUUCCGCUUGUACACUGAGCAAGACUAUAAGAGUAUGGCACCUGAUGCACUGCCAGAGAUUCUUAAGGUGCAUGUGGGCCAUGCCAUGCUCAAGCUGCUAGAGCUGGGUGUUGACCCUAUGAAAUUUGAGUAUGUUGAGGCACCUUCAACAGAGGCUCUAGAGACAGCCAUUGCCUCGCUGCAGGCCCUCGGGGCAGUGGUAGAGGGGCGCAUCACCGACCUGGGGAGAUGGGUCGCCAAAAUGCCCUUUGAUCCCCGCUUUGGCGUGAUGGUGCACGAUGCCGUUCAGGCUGGAGCAGGACUGGAGGGCAUUGUUGUGGCGGCGACCACAGGCUGCGGUCCCGUGUUCUACCGCGGCGGGUCUGCCAGGGAGAAGGAAAUGGCAGACAAGAGAAAGGUUCCUUUCUGUCAUGAGGGUGGUGACCAGCUGACAGCACUCAACGUGUUCCGUGAAUGGCAUGCGGUGCCAGAGAGGAACCAGGGCCGUUGGUGUCUCACUCACGCCACUAACGGUAAGACCUUGCGUGCUGUACGAGAGACCACCCGCGAAGUACUGCACACACUUGACAAGGAGCUAGGUGUUCAAAUUCCUUUCAAGUUCGGUGAAGCCUGCACUGUGGAUGUCAUACUAGCAAGGCUGCUGUUCCGUACGCUGAGCUCCAACCUGAGUCACUACCUAGGUCACCCAAAGGCAGGCUAUGCCCCUGUCUUCAAGGAACAACGUGUGGACCUGCAUCCGUCCAGUGUUUUGCUACCCUUGGGCUCCCACCCCGAGUGGUUGGUAUUUGAGCAAGUGAUGCGCACUUCGAGCGACUUCGCCAUGCAGGUAACACCUGUGCAAGAGUGUGCAGUAGUGCAGGCAGUUCAGGACGGCUGGCUGCAAUUGGACGUGGAGACUGCCAAGAAGAAAAAGUUAGUGGUGGCAUGUCGUGAGCUAGUGGGGCCACAACUGAUGCGAGAAGUAGUGGGGCCUCGGUACUCGCUCCUGAGGAAUUUCGAGGAAAAGCUAAAUGCUGCUUAUCCUGGUUGCGUGGUGGUGGUGGAAGCUAAUACAGAGAAGGGUGAGCUGCGGGUGCUUUCAUCGCAGCAGCAACAGGCCUCCCUCACGCAAAGUUUCAAAGACGUGGUGCCGCCGCUGCGAGCUAAAUUCAAGGACGAGGAGAGCGAAGAGUCCGUCAGCAGAUCCGAGCGUGGCGGUGUGAGGGCAGUAAUGGGCGCGGGUGGUGUGGUAACUAACCUCCUCAUGCCUGCAGAAUACACUGCUGUGAUGGUGAACUGCCGCCUUGAUGAUGUACAGGACCUCUCUGAGGGUAAAGUGGCUGUAGCCUUGAGCAAACACGGGGCCAUCAAGGAGUGCACAAAGUUCUUUCGUAAGAACAACAAGUCAACACUAUGGGGCAAAGUGGUGUUUAAGGAGCACAAGGCGGCAGCAGCUGCCGUGCAGGAAAGUUAUGACAGACAGAUGAGGGAGAAGCAACGUCGCUUUCAGGAGAAUAGUGAAGAUGAUCCAGAUGAGAAGGAAGAGUCUGAUGAUCUGCACCUCUGUGUUCGACCCAACGUGCGAACCGCGGAGCGUCCUGAUGCUGCCUUCACUGCCAGGAUCCAGUGGUGUCGGCGGCCAUCACGUGGUUUCGGCUAUGUUUCCUUUGUCAAUGUUGAGGACUUCAUGCGGGCGCGGACUGAGUGUGUCUUUGGCGGCAUUACUGUGGGCGAGUCUCGCGCCCGGGUAAAGGUCGCCCGGAAGGAAGCGCAGAGCCUCCACGUUAGUAACUUUGGGCCACUUGUCACAGAGGACGUGUUGCGCGCCGCCUUCGCGGAGAAGCUGAACCUGCACCCGACCCGUGACCUAACCAAGGUGGUGGUGGUGAGGGUGCAAAAGUCCAACAACCCGGAAGAGCGUCACACCUGCAAAAGGCGCCUCAUUUCAGAGAUAGAAAAUUUUGUUCCAAGAGGAAGUUUCCACCUGGAGGUGCAGGAGCCUCGCAGUGACCGUGACGUCAAUUUCUUAGGGUUCUGCAAGUUUAAUAAUCCUGAGCAUGGCCACGCCGCCUGUGUCGCCAUUGAUAAAAAGUUCUACAUGAUGGACACCGUGGUCACUAUGAGACCAAACAUCCGCAGCUCGCUGUUUGUGCACUCUGACGUGUACGCGCAGUGCGGCCAGCAGCUGGAGGCUCUGCAGCACGAGCUGAAGGAUGGCGACGUGCGCCUCGAAAUCAAGAAGCUCAGAAAUAACAAUGUAUUCGUGACGCUGUUCAGUGAUAGUGUGGCGGGGGUGGCCCACGUCCGUGCCCGCCUCAAGCAGCUGGUAUCGGGCGACGUGGUGGAGUGUGGCAACAGUCCAGCCUCCGUCAUCCUCUUCUCCUACGAGGGCAGGAAUCUCCUGAGGGAGGUGAUGGACCGCACACACACGCUGGUGCUGACUGACACCCGCCUUAGGACGUUGUCCAUCCAUGGGCCAGCAGAGCAACGGGAGAUUGCCCGCGGCCUCAUCACGGACUACCUGCGCAUGUUGGCUGACCACCGUGACAACAUACAGCUGCGGGGCGCUUCCCGUCCGCCAGGGCUAAUGAAGGCGCUCAUGAUGAAAUAUGGAGGCGACCUUGAAAAUCUGCGGACCUCGGCAGGACUCGGGACGGUGACCCUUAACCUGCGCCACCACCUGCUGGGCCUGUAUGGGCCGCGGCAGGCUGUGGAGAAAGCCAGGCAGAUGGUGGAAGCCUUGGCAACAGCCCUGCCCCAGAAAAUGACGGAGACAGCCGAGGAGCAGCCCGACUGUCCGGUAUGUUUGUGCCCCGUGGAGUCGGCCGCCCUGCGCCGCCUGGAGUGCUGCGGCCACGCCUACUGCCGCGAAUGCUUAACGCAGCAGGUGAGCACAGCACUCACCAGCAGAACCUUCCCCGUGGAGUGUGUGCAGGAAGGGUGCGGUGCCUCACUGGCCUGGCGGGAUUUCAUCAACGUGUCCCGCGAGGGUCACCUGACCCUGGCACGGUUGGUGCAAGCUGCCGUGGCGGCGCACGUGCAGGCCCACCAGCAGGCCCUGCACUACUGCAUCACGCCGGACUGUCCUGUGGUGUACCGCACUACCAAGGAGGGCGCCCUCUUCGUGUGUCCAGAUUGCGAGGCACGCGCGUGCACGGCGUGCCACGUGCUGUACCACGAGGGCAUAACGUGCGCCAUGCACCGCAGCGCCGAGAAUGACGGGAACGGCUUGAACGACUGGAUGAGGCAGGACACGGGGCGCAGGAAGGUGUGUCCGAGUUGCUCCACGCCCAUAGAGAAGCUGGAUGGCUGCGACAAGAUGACGUGUGAGGCCUGUAGGAAAGUGCUGUGCUGGCAGUGCCUGGCCGUCUUCCUCAGUGAGGACGAGUGCUACAAACACCUCAGGAACCAGCACGGAGGCUACGGCGGCCACUGAGUCUGACUAGUGACCAGGCAGCGGAGGAGUGGAACAGGGAGGGGAGGUGUACCACUAUAAUGAGUCAAUAAAGGUGUGAGUGUUA
Molecule: messenger RNA, 6520 nt
Organism: Portunus trituberculatus (swimming crab)
Lineage: Eukaryota; Metazoa; Arthropoda; Malacostraca; Decapoda; Portunidae
Product: ATP-dependent RNA helicase DEAH12, chloroplastic-like
Exons: 1
Coding region: 460-6435 (1991 amino acids)
Biological process (GO): spliceosomal complex disassembly
Cellular component (GO): catalytic step 2 spliceosome; intracellular anatomical structure
Molecular function (GO): zinc ion binding; ATP binding; RNA binding
Source: RefSeq, a predicted model, not a curated record